This is a messenger RNA of Topomyia yanbarensis, 8675 nucleotides long. RefSeq names its product endoribonuclease Dcr-1 (gene Dcr-1). Gene Ontology annotation, biological process: siRNA processing; apoptotic DNA fragmentation; pre-miRNA processing. Bases 329 to 6859 code for a protein of 2176 amino acids. Gene Ontology annotation, cellular component: cytoplasm; nucleus; RISC complex. Gene Ontology annotation, molecular function: ribonuclease III activity; protein binding; RNA binding. Lineage: Eukaryota; Metazoa; Arthropoda; Insecta; Diptera; Culicidae. The transcript has 13 exons. The record is from RefSeq and is a predicted model, not a curated record.
UAUCGCGAAAUAUAAACAAAACAGAAUCAUGCAUUAUUUUCUAAUUGUAAUAUUUUAAUUGUAUAGUAAUAAGUUGGUAACCUGUUGAAUCAAUCGUUAUUCAGGUCAAGGAUAAUAUUGUGCAGUAAACUCCUAUUUUUUAUUAAAUACGACAAUCUUCAUUUAUACUGUAUACCUGAUAGAACGCAGUUUAAAAAUCGUCAAAUAAGUUUGUUCCACUUCUACUUCGCAAGUCAACAACAUUGACUAUAGUAUGCUUCCAUGACAUUUAGCUCGAGACCGGCUUUUUAAGUUCAUCUAGGAGACGGAAGAGGCAUGUAUCAGCGGAAUGGCCUAUUACUGGACGGACAACAUUCACACCACAACACUUACACCUCGGGACUAUCAGGUAGAGCUACUUGCUUCUGCUCGAGAAAGAAACUUGAUCUUAUGUCUGGCGCACAAUUCUUCCAAGGAGUUUAUUGCUUUAAAACUUAUUCAUGAGCUUGGAUUCCAACUCAGAAGCUCCACUAACCGAAAGUGGACCGUCUACAUUUCGAGCAAUGAUGCUGUAUACCAUCUGAUCCAGAAUCUUACAGAUCUGAAAGUUAUCUAUGUAAAUGGAAAAGACGAUCUGGACUGGGAGGAAAUAGUGAAACACUAUCAGGUUAUUAUUACGGACGGGAGACGAUGGUUAGAUGCUGUUGUCUGUGGGUAUUUAAGUUUACAGGACGUAAACCUUUUGGUCAUCGAUGAGUGUCAUAAAAUCUAUGGUAAUGAUGAAAUUUCUGAACUCUUUACUGAUUACUACAGUAAAAGUGCACUGCAGCCGAAAAUAUUGGGAUUGGCUGGGCCACUGCACAAUGCCGGUUGCAUUCCGGGAAGAUUAAGCGCCGAACUGGAACAGCUGGAGCAAUGUCUCAAAGCAAAAGCGGAAACGGCCAGUGAUAUUGUAACCGUGCUAAGAUAUUGCACAAAACCGAAAGAAAUCAUACUUCAGUGCGCACCACUUCAGGAAACAGAAUUAGCUAUGUAUUUAAAAGAGUUAGUUUUAACUCAAAUGACAUUUCUUGAAGACCAUAGGUACGAUCCAUGCGAAAUUUAUGAGGAUGAUGAAUUUGUUGAAGAGCUAAAGAAUAUUCCUGAUCCAAAAUCAGAUCCGCUAAAAUUUUUAAACGAGUUUCUUACAGUCUUGGAUGAAAUGGGCCCUUGGUGUGCGGAUCGUGCAGCUCUAGCACUUAUUGUACAAAUCGAGAAGCAGAAAAUAAAAACACCGUAUGAGCGCCACUUUCUGCUGCUUUGUUUAGUGUCAACAGUGUUUGUUCAAAUUAGAUCGUAUUGUGAUUUGAUUUUCCAACAAUUUGCGACUGAAAAAGAGAAAAUCGAGGCCUUUUCUACACCAAAAAUUCGGCGCUUGCUGGAGAUUUUUCGGUUUUUUCGACCGGAUGCGCAACGAAAUAAAGGAAAUACAUUUUCCCAGUCCAUAAUUGAGGAGCAAGAAGUAGAAACAUGCCGCUCUGAAUGCUGCCAAGGUUUACUGGAAGAGAUCCAGUCGAUGGAUUUUCGAAAACUGAAUGAAACCGUUGAUGACGUUACUAAGAAUAUUGACAGCAUAUCAGAGGGGAUUGAAAAUCUGAAAAUUUCAUUUCGUCUGCUUUCGAACAUAACAGCACCAGAACUGGAUAUGGCGGGGCAUGGGAAGAAGCAUAAAUCUCCCGCAAAGAAUGGAAUCCGACAGUUGCGUCAACGAAAAAAAGUUGGUUUUAUGAAUCGUCAAAAUCGAACAAACUUUCACAACCAAAACGAUCCUGAUGCGCUUUGUGCGUUAAUAUUUUGUAAUUCAAAAUUUACGGCAAGAAUGUUAUACACUAUGUUCUACGAAAGCGUUCGCUCGGAUCCACAGCUUGGUUAUAUAAACGUUCAGUAUACUGUAGAUAAGACAGCUGAUCCGAUGACGGAACCGAAGGAAGCCGAAAUCGAGCAUCGGAAGCAGGAAGAAGUGUUGAAACGAUUUCGAAUGCACCAAUGCAAUCUACUGAUUGGAACGUCCGUCUUAGAAGAAGGAAUUGACCUGCCAAAGUGUAAUCUGGUUAUUCGUUGGAACGAACCUGUCAGUUAUCGGUCCUACGUACAGUGCAAAGGUCGUGCUCGAGCAGCAACUGCGUACCACAUCAUGUUCAUAACGCCCAAGGUUCAGCAAUGUCUUUGGACAAGGAUGGAAGAUCUGACAGAUCGAACACAUCAUUAUAUAUGUAGAAAUACUUCUAGCGAAGACGGUACAACUCAUGAAGAUCUUUCGGAAUCCGAUCAGAAUGUCAACGAAUGCGUCAGUGAUCAAUGCUCAACAAGUGUUCCUAAAACUAGUUUACAGAUAAUGGAAAAUUGCACAAAUGAAAUGAUUGAAAAAGUUGCAGUAUAUAUGGAAAUAGAGAAGCUUCUACUUCAAAAGUGUGAAAAUAUGGAACCACCGGAAAGCCAGCAAUUGCAUGCUGAUAGUUUUAAUCGAUGCCUGGAACCGUUCAGACCUCUGUUGGAAACGGAAGAGACUAGCAAUUAUGUGGGGUUGGCAAAUGCGAUUCAAAUGAUCAACAAAUACUGUGCCAAAUUACCCAGCGAUACGUUUACUAAACUAACGCCGUUAUGGCGUAGUGCCAAAACCACGCGGAAAGGUCACGAGCUAUACCAAUAUACGAUAAGGAUGCCAAUUAAUUCUCCUCUCAAAGAGGAUAUACUGGGAUUGCCAAUGCCUUCGGAAAUUUUGGCGCGUAGAAUGGCGGCGUACAUAGCCUGUAGAGUUUUGCACAACGCUGGAGAGCUGGAUGAUUCACUUCAACCUAUAGGAAAGGAAUCUUUCCGAGCAUUCGAAGCUGACUGGGAGGAGUUCGAAUUGGAGAGUAUAGAUGCGCAAAUUGUAAGUGAGAAUUCUGAACCCAGGCCGGGUACGACCAAGCGAAGGCAAUACUAUUAUAAAAGGAUUGCAUCCGCGUUCUCAGAUUGUCGCCCUACAAUCGGAUCUAAAGUAUAUCUGUAUCACAUAAAUAUGACGUUGCAGUGUCCAAUUCCAGAGGAACAAAAUACCCGAGGCCGAAAGAUCUAUCCACCAGAGGAUUCUCCACAGGGGUUUGGGAUACUAACUACUAAGCUCAUACCGAAAGUAAGUGCAUUUCCAAUUUUUACCCGCUCGGGUGAAGUUAAGGUGGCACUAAAUCUUUGCCUCGAGCGUACAGUGCUUAGCCAACAACAACUGGACAAAAUCAAUCUCUUCAUCAACUAUACUUUCACCAAGGUGCUGAGAUUGCAGAAGUACCUAAUGUUGUAUGAUCCGGAAGCAACGGAGAAUUGUUUCUUUAUUGUACCAACCAUUACUCGACAUAGUUUAGUCACUGUAGAUUGGGAUUUCAUUGACGUAAUUGCUAGAAAUGUUGAUAAAAUGCCAACCUCUGUACCUGAUGAAAAUCGAAAGAAUUACACCUUUGAGAGCAGUUUAUUUAGGGAUGCAGUAGUCAUGCCAUGGUAUCGCAAUCAGGAUCAACCUCAAUAUUUUUACGUUGCGGAAAUUUGCUACCAUUUAUCACCAAAGAGUUCAUUUCCGGGACUCAACUAUAGCACGUUCGAAGAGUAUUACUUGAAAAAGUAUAACAUACAAAUUCAAAACUGUAAACAGCCCUUACUUGAUGUGGAUCAUACUAGCGCAAGACUGAAUUUUCUCACUCCCAGAUACGUAAAUCGUAAAGGCGUAGCUCUUCCAACCAGCUCGGAAGAAACAAAACGGGCAAAACGGGAGAAUCUCGAACAGAAACAGAUUUUAAUACCUGAACUUUGCACCAUCCAUCCUUUCCCGGCUUCUCUCUGGCGGGCGGCUGUUUGCUUGCCAUGUAUUCUAUAUCGAAUCAAUGCCCUGUUGCUAGCGGAUGAAAUCCGCAAAGAGGUUGCCUUCGAUCUUGGUCUUGGAGCUACGGAAAUCUCCAACGAAGGCUUCGAAUGGCCAAUUCUUAACUUUGGUUGGAGUCUAGCCGAUGUGUUGAAAAAAUCACGAGAAGCGAAGUUAACCCUUUCCAAUCAACCUAUAGAAGAUGUCGAAAGUACCGACCUGUAUGAACGAGAAAAGCGAUCAUCUGAAAAGGAGAAUGGUGAAACUAAAUCUUCGGAUAAUGGAAAUCCUGACGAAGAUUCGACAGUUAAAAAAGAGCAAGAUGUGCCGGAUGAAAAAACAGCAAACGAUUUACUUGAAGAAGCUAACAGCAACUUGAAAUCGGAAGGUUUCCAGAUCGGUACCUGGUCCAACGAGAUGGCAAACAGCAUGGAUAUGCUGAGUGAUGAAGAGUGUUGGGGACUUCCGUCAAAUGUAGACUUGUGCUCGAGAAAUAGAACCAACAUUCGCUACGGCUCGCCUACAUCAUGGAAUGUCGGAAGCAAAGAGCAAUCAAACGAUAUGCGAUAUUACACCGACUCGGAAGGAUCAUUUGUCUCCGACGAUGAUUUUGAUAGUGGUAGCGUGGAUAGUGAUCACGAACAGAACUACGGCUUGACGAUCGAGUUCAAAUCAGAUAAUGUGGCCGAGGCGAUUGAAUCUGAACACGACAUCCUAAAGCGCCAGAAACAGUUGGACAUUAUUAAUAGCACGAAUCUGAAUGAACAAAUAUAUCAAAAUUCUAAAAAUAUUAGCAGUGGGUUUAAUUGUACCCGAGGCGAAGAUUUCGAAGCUAGGCUCAAGUUGCACGAAGAACAGUUCCUGAAAUCUACAUAUGAAUUUAAAGAACAAAUCAGAAGUUGCGGAACGUUGGUAAAAUUCAAUGAACCAUUGACAGUUGAAAAUGUUCAGAAAAAAACUAAUAGCAUUACAUUGUCCAACAUUUCAAAUGACAAAAACGUCUACACACUAUUUCCGUAUGCAUCGAAGCAGGAAGUAGACGUACAUUUGAUGACUGCCAGCGAUGGAACAACGUUUAUGAGUUUAGAUGGGUUCUAUGAAAUUAAUAGAUCACAUUUUCCCGAGCAAUAUACUAUCCUAGGAACAGGCGAUUUAUUCGAUACGUUCAACGAUAAGCACUUACUAUCUAUUAACGAAAAUGGUGAGAAAAAAAUUAUGCUGAACAUCGAAAACCCUUUUGUGAUAAAUAAAAAUUUGAAAAACUGUAGUAAAAAAGAGCAACAUAGUUUCACGGAAAGUGUUUUCAACAUUCCAAAUCCUGAUAGAACUGCAGAUGAGUUCAGCUUCGACUACCAGCCAGAUUUGAAUAAUCAUCCUGGGCCAAGCCCAAGCAUUAUUCUACAAGCUCUUACGAUGUCUAAUGCAAAUGAUGGUAUUAACCUGGAACGGUUAGAGACGAUUGGGGAUUCUUUCCUGAAGUAUGCUAUCACAACCUAUUUGUACUGCACCUAUGAGAACGUCCAUGAGGGGAAACUAAGUCAUUUGCGAUCGAAACAGGUAUCAAACUUAAACCUAUACAGACUUGGAAGACGAAAAGUUUUAGGUGAGAGUAUGAUUGCAACAAAGUUUGAGCCACAUGACAAUUGGUUGCCACCAUGCUAUUAUGUUCCGAAAGAACUGGAGCAAGCACUAAUCGAUGCUAAGAUACCUGCUUGUCACUGGAAUUUAGCUGAUCUGCCAGACAUUAAACAGUUAUCGAGCGAGGAAAUUUGUAAGCUAGUGAAAGAACGCGCUCUAUCGCUGGGACUUCUCGAUGACUCCGAUAACGAGGAUGGUGAACAGAUGAAAGAAAUUCAGCAAUUAGAAGUGCGAAAUGACGAAUUCAUUAAAAAUUCAGACUACUUUGCCUGCUUCAUCCCGUACAACCUCGUGACUCAACAUAGCAUACCGGACAAGUCGGUGGCAGAUUGUGUUGAAGCUUUAAUAGGUGCCUAUUUGAUAGAAUGUGGUCCUCGCGGGGCACUGUUAUUAAUGGCAUGGCUGGGUAUUAGAGUGCUACCCGUGGCCGAAGUAUCAUCCAAGUCAGUCGAAAAACGUAUACCUGGUAGCUCACAGUGCUACGAGAAAGACGGUAAAAAUGUGAAUUCGGUGUAUGGAUAUUGGAUUCCGCCUAAAUCACCACUGCUUGCAUAUGUCCCAGAACCAGAAUCCAUACUAGAUCAUCUGCUUGACGGUUAUGAUGCCUUCGAGGAUUCCCUGGGCUACCACUUUGUAGACCGUUCUUAUCUUUUACAAGCCAUGACUCACGCAUCGUAUUGCCCAAACCGGUUAACUGACUGUUACCAGCGUUUAGAAUUUCUCGGAGAUGCUGUACUGGACUAUCUUAUCACGCGACAUUUGUACGAAGAUCCAAGGCAACAUUCGCCCGGUGCACUGACGGAUUUAAGGUCUGCCUUAGUAAAUAAUACAAUAUUUGCAUCACUUGCCGUGAGGCACGACUUCCACAAAUACUUUAGACACCUUUCGCCAGGGUUGAACGACGUUAUCGAUCGAUUUGUGCGAAUACAGCAAGAAAAUGGCCAUAGCAUCAGUGAGGAGUAUUACCUCAUAUUAGAAGACGAAUGUGAUGAAGCUGAGGAUGUUGAAGUCCCAAAAGCAUUAGGUGACGUUUUCGAAUCUGUCGCAGGAGCCAUUUUUCUAGACUCUAAUAUGUCUUUGGAUGCAGUUUGGAAGGUAUAUCGAAGUAUGAUGGGACCUGAAAUAGAACAGUUCAGUAAUUCUGUUCCCAAGUCCCCAAUAAGGGAACUCCUGGAGCUUGAACCAGAGACCGCCAAAUUCGGGAAACCGGAAAAAUUAGCCGAUGGACGACGGGUUCGAGUGACGGUAGAAGUAUUCGGAAAAGGUACAUUCCGUGGUAUUGGCCGUAAUUAUCGCAUCGCCAAGUGUACUGCUGCCAAAUGUGCUUUACGUCAGUUGAAAAAGAUGGGCUUGAUUAACAAGCGUCGCUAACUAUUUCCAACAGAAGGAUGUCGUACGUAAGUUUACAGAGGGUGAUUCCUAUCGAAUCUUACUUGCAAAUAUUGCAUCUCCUACUAAAUCGGCCCACGAUGCUGGUCUCUAACUUGUGAUGAAACGAAGAUCAGUUAGUCCGUUGUAAACUGUUCUUCCGAGCACAUCGAUAGAUCUCAUUUUUAAAUGCCAUACAACAAAACAUAACUUCCUUCGUAGAUAUUAGAUUUGUUUCAAGUCCUGGAAAAACUGAAAGUACUCCGGAGCAAACAUGGAGAACGUAGGUCAUGCAUUAGCUACUUCUCUUUUUCUUCGUCCUAUAGCAAAGCAGCCUGCGUUUUUGCUCCGGAGCUUCUGGGAACAAAAUUGCAAAAUCUAAAACAAAUGUAUUGCCAGGCCCUAUGAGUUUCGGAAUUGUCGCGCUGUUUAAACCGGAGCGAGUGAGAAAAAUGGCAAUCCUGAGAUGGCCUCGAGACUAGAGAAUAAAUCGUCUAACAUGUUUUUUUAUACCUAACCAAUUGAGAGUAUAGACUCUUAUAGUAUUAGAUCAGCGACGAACAUUUUAUUGAGCAACAAAAUUUCCAAAACCCGGAGCAGAAUUAACAUGAUGCCAGACAAAAUAUAGAAGAAUAGUAAAUAUAAUUUAUUUUAUAAAAAUGGAUUUUAUUGAUCACAGUCGAUUUUAGUUUUCUUGUCCCUAAUUUUGUGUCUGAGCAUAUUAGAUAAUUUUUAUUUUUUGUUCUUGCUAAUAUUAUCUCUCUAUUGAUGCAAAUAUUGAACGUUUUGAUAAUUCGUUUCGAUAAAAACAAGUGAUCGAAAGCAAUACAACCACUUACGAACUUGCAUACAUUAAGUGAUUGCAGUUUAACAUGCUGGUUUUUCUGGUAACCGGUUUAGUGGUUUUUGCAUCCGCUGAACUAUUACUACAAGAGUUUUCAUAUAUAUGUCUAACCGUCAUAUUAUAAUAAAUAUGGCAUCGGUCGCCGAAUAGGCCAAAUGCGGUAUAUGUUAUACGGCCUUAAUUUAGGCAAAUGCAUAAAUAACCUGGUAUAACAUAUAAUUUCAUUAUCCAAUGAAAUUCAAACUUCAAAUCUAGUCGAAUUAUGAAAGCUUUAAAACACAAAAAUACAUCAGUAGUUUGGUUUUACUCUUAUACUUUCAAGGGCUCGGUUAAAACCCUUUGCGGUUAGUUUACAAAUGACUGAAACGUUGUUGGUAAGACCUCGACAGCCUACGUAGGUAAAUUUGCCAGCUUAGAAAUUUUCUAAUACGAAAAAAGCAAAUUACUCCAAGUUUAUAGUUGAUUAAUGCCUCUAUAAUCAGCAAAAUAUACGAUCAAUCAUCGAACACCGUAGUAAAAAGGACGAUAAAUCAUCGUUUAUUGUUAAUUAUGAACAUCCUUUUUGUUUUGAACAUAAUUGUGUAUAGACGAAAUAUUUUUGACCCUAGAUUCGUAUUUUGCCUUAGGUUCCUUAUUGAAAUUUUGUUUUGUUUUUAGCUAAACACAUCUUUCAAAGUGAAAUUCUGAACUUUUAUAUUUUGGCUUAUUAGUAUUGUUUAAAAAAGAUGAACCAACAUGUAUAUAGAUCUGUAAAAACGUACUUAGAUCACAAACUAACAGACAUAAAACUUUGAACAGUCUCUCUAAUUUUUCAUCGUUCGUAUCUCGAUACAAACGGGAUACAACAGAGACAGUGGUAAUUUAAGGUUUCAAGAGAGCGAUGAAAAAAGAGUAUUAUGUUUGCUAGUCGGUGCUUAGAUUACAUUGUGUAAGACUUAAAAAUUCCUUGAAAGUAAAACAUCCAUAUGUGAAUUA